Messenger RNA from Dicentrarchus labrax (European seabass), 5214 nucleotides. RefSeq names its product apelin (gene apln). Gene Ontology annotation, molecular function: hormone activity; apelin receptor binding. Bases 550 to 783 code for a protein of 77 amino acids. Lineage: Eukaryota; Metazoa; Chordata; Actinopteri; Moronidae. Gene Ontology annotation, biological process: signal transduction. The record is from RefSeq and is a predicted model, not a curated record. The transcript has 3 exons.
UCACACACACAGAGAGACACACACGUCGACAGACAGACCUGCAAGCGGACUUCCAGCACAUUCACAGCUCCACUGAACUUGGCUCAUGCUGCCGUUUCUCUGACAGAAGAAAAGGAGAGACACACACACACACCUCCGUGGGAGAGCUCAGAUAAAGACGUUCCUUCAGUCUUGGAGUGGCGCUGUCACACACUGAUAUACAAAUACGCAUUUAGACAAAUACACAGGCACAGUCAGGGAGCCACCACACACACAAAUUGACACACUCACUUCUCACAUACACACACACACACACACACAGGGGAGCAAACAGUCUCUCUCUCUUUCUUGCUCGCUCAGCUGCUCUCUCUCUCUUUCUCUCCCCCUCUCCCUCUCUCUCUCUCUCCCUCACUCUCUCUCCCUCCCAUCCACACACACACACACACACACACACACACACACACACACACACACAAACACACACACACACACACACACACACACACACACACACACACCACUACAGUAUAUCAGCGAGUGACUAGCGGAGAGCCAGAGGGGAGUGCAGAAAUGAAUGUGAAGAUCCUGACGCUGGUGAUUGUGCUCUUGGUGUCUCUGCUGUGUUCUGCCAGUGCUGGUCCCAUGGCCUCCACAGAACAUGGCAGAGAGCUGGAAGAGGCGGCUACAGUGAGAAAAAUGGUCCAGCAAAACCCUGCGAGGGGCGGUCAGACCCACAGACCAGCCGGCUGGAAGAGGAGACGCCCACGGCCACGUCUUUCCCACAAGGGGCCCAUGCCGUUCUAAAGCAAGGCACUGCUUUGAGCGCCCUCCCCCAGGUUCUGAUUUCUAUGCUCUUCCUUUGCCUUGGGGGGCCUUGCAACGAAGGGCCUACGCUUGCCCAGCCUGAAGAGUGAUGUCCAUAGCACCUGCUGGUUCUUCAAGCAACUCUGUCCACAAAAAAUCAGGACAAGCCGCUCACCCUCAGCUCUAGGGGGCAGGGAAGGGGGGUGGGGGGUAUGGAGCCCGAGCUAUCAGACUCUGUUUCUCUGUCUUUCUCUUUCUCUUACUCCCUAUCUAUCUCUGUCUUCUCCCAAGUGUUUUUUUUUUUUUUUUUUAAUUUUCCUAUAAUUUGCUUAAUAGAGCCCAAACAUAGCGAUCUCCCUGAGUGUCUCACACACUUUGCAUGACAUGUGGUGGAGAGGGAGCCCGGUCAAAACAAUCUGAGUCUUAAAGCAUCUGUCACUUCUCCACAGUGUGGUAUUCCCAUCUCUCAGAUCCAAGGUUACUGCAGCCGCUGACUUCAUUGCUGUGUAGCUACUUAACAGCUUUGCUAGCGGGAGAGGGUGCUGAUUAUGCAGAAGGGCAGUGUCAGUUUUAAUAGUUGACAAUAGCAAAUAUCAAUUUCACUUAUGAUACUAUGGAUGUCUGCCACGAAAAGGAAUUCCAGAUUUCAUGUUUAUAAUGGAAGAGCAAGAGCGUCACAUGUGGCUGACAUUAUAAUCAUCGCUUAAUUAUCAUUAUUACUGGUGCUUUGUACCUCCUAAUGACAGUACGUCCACAUGUAGAGUUGGACUGAAAAGAGAGCACAUAUUGUCAAAACAAUCUAUUUAAGUGAUAGAAUAAUUCCUUCAUUUAGGAGAUUCUUAAUCCAAAGCUAUUUUGGUGUUUCUGAACUCAUUAACACCUUGGGGGGCUGGUGGUGGGGGGGUUACUGACACGCUCAAGGUUACUGUAACAUGUCCCACCUUGGAUGAGUCCUUUGACCCCAAAUCCCAAUCCCAAUCCCGUCCCCAAUCCCCAGCCUUCACACCACACUGCUGCCCUGCGCAGCUGCUCUACACGACUGUUAACUGGCAGGGGCGGUCUGCUCCACCGACAGGCUGCCUUGCCUUUUAAUGAAGUGCCAAAUAAUAACCUUCUCCACAAUGCUGCCAGGAACGAAGGAAUGAAGGGUUAGGGAGAAACACAUUACCUCUUGUUUGAAGUCUUGAUACACUGACACAUUAUGCAUUUAAAAUUUCUGCAAACAGAAAUCCCAUGUGAGACAAUGUUAGCGAGGACAACAGUUAAAUUAGUCCAAAAAAGAAAAAAGAAAAAAAAGAAACAGUAAAUAGGUAAAUAUUAGCUCAGUUAAUAUGCCACCAUGAUCAGCCUACCACUAGUGCUCUGGCUGUUUUAAUAUUCAGCAUAAGGCUGGUUUGACCCUUUGACCGAUAUCUUUCAUUAACGAAAUGCUAUGCCUUUCCAUCAUACUGGAAUAUAUUACUGUUUCUGUUUAUUUCUGUGUUUAAGUAGUUUUAUUUCUUUUUUCUCAGGGUGCUGUGAUAGAGGCUUGUACUAGAGCAGUCUAUUUUGUGCAUUUAUUUAACAAAACACAAACAUUCAGUACAUUUAAAGCAUAUAUGAGCAUAUUUUCGUAUACUGUAUCUUUACUCUCCCUCUAUGUAUUCACCAAUAUAGCCAUGUAUCCAGAUAUCCAGAUUUCUAUUCAUGAUCCUUUCCCUACAUUAUGUUGGGUACAGUUGCCUUUCUAGUAUGCCCCUCCACAGCACAGGUGGUCGUGGCUUUGAUCAUUACGCUCAUUAAAUCCUAGAGUUAAUCUUUCUCAGAUGGAUCUCCCCAAGGCUGGCCGGGGCCACUUAGUCUGAGCUCAUUGUUAAAUUGGCUUAGACUGAAACCACACCCUUCCCCCUUUCCAAUCCUCAAACCCCUGCUGAUUCAGUAUGUAACCAUGUAACAUAUUAGGACUGUAACCUGUAGAACAGCCACCUUGCAAUUGUUUGUUGUGUAUUAGGUGUGCGGAGCAACUUCCUAGUUGUUGUUGUUUUUUUCAUUCGGAUUUUAGGUUAAAAUCUGAUUUCAAUCCACUGCGAUUCAAUCAGCAAACGCUCCUAUUUCAAGUCAGUUUUGACCACAACAACUGGCAGGUUAACCUAGAUUUCCAACACCUUUUCCCUCUCGCCAUGUCUCAUGCAAAUAUUAUAAUAAAAUCUCUGAGUCUUCUCAGUCCCAGCAUGAGAAGCUUUUAUUAAGAGAGCAUCUAAAAUCACAGUGGUAAUCCACCCAGCCAAGAUCACCUUGAUUAAAAAUGUAUUAAAUCCUAGGGCACUGUGAAGAGUAAUAAUUUCAGUUCCACCAUUAUUUUUUCAUACCCUCUCAGACAGAGAUGUAGAUUUCAUUAAUGCUCCUUGGGAGUGAGACAGCUUUGCUCAGGAUGUCUCAUGUAUUAUUGGGGAAGAUAGUAGGAAGAUAUGAGCUGGGGAUGGAAGUUCAAAGCCGCAGGAGUUGGGAUGCUGGAAGUAGACUGGGUCAUGACAAGGGGUUCAAAUCAAUAUUUCCCCAUCUCAGAAGUUAUUGUUACGGAGCCGAGCAACGUCUGUAUCCGCACUGUUCUUCAUGAAUGUAUCCUCACCAUCUGCACCAGCCAUGCUGCCCUUUCAGAGACCAGAGCAAACCAAUGUUUAUGUAAAGCACUCUUUUUAAUCUUGGUCUGGUUAUCAGUUGAAUCCAAAAAUCAAAAGCCAAAUAUCCCACUGAUCCAAAGCCUCCGGUGUCAACUAGUCCCAACAAAUAGACGUGGCUUUGCUCCAAGACUUCUCUGUAUGGGUUCGCAAGGCUGCACUUUUGCAAUUCCAUUAUGCUGCUGGAAAAAUACACCCUGAAAACAAGAGUCUCUUGGUAUGGAAUGGUUUUCCAGUGUAUUGUGACAAUUUUUUUGUCUGAUUCUUGUCUAGCUGGUUGUCCAAAGCUUACUUUUUGAAUACAGUGUGAAAAGCUGUAUCUUUUGUGGAUGUAACAAAAUAGAAAAGUAGUCUGCAGCACAAUAUGUCGUGGACACGUGAAAGCUUUCAGGCGUUCUUUUCUUGUAGAUGAUAGCCCACAGUCCUCCCCUGCACAUCAGGUUAAUGGGCCUUGUGGUGUGGAAGGACAAGCACGUCCAGGCUCAAACUGAAAUGGUAAACCAAUACAUUAUGCUCGGGGAGCAAAACCAUUUUCCUUAAUGGUCUUUUCCAGCAAGGCUUACACAAGAGAAACGAUUCCUAUCCUCUCAAUGUUUCCUCUCCAGUUCCUCUUCUCUGUGACCAUCACAAGGCCUGAGUAAUGUUCCUAUGCACUUGUUAGCAUGUUUUCCUGGUAGAAAAAUGUUUGUUCUGAGAACUUGCCCCUUUGUGUUUAGUUCUUUUUGUCAAAAUGCAUUUGGCUGGGGGUGUGUAAGAAGUCGGGAUGAGCAGAGUGACUUGAGAGAUUUGUGUUACUGGUGGAGGUGAGAAUAAGCUAGCAGCAGGUUUGAAAAUAUUAGCUUAGCCAUUGAUCUCUGUUUCCCAAUAGCUAUAGACACAACCCCCAUACAAAAUAUUACAUAAAAACACAAGGUUUUUAUGUUGUUGUUUUUAUAUCCUAUUACCAUUCUAUACUCAGUUCUCUACCAGAUAAAAUUCCUUUAAAAUGACACUGAACCAAACAUGUCACUCAUUGUGGAAAUGGAAACAGAGUUGGCACGCAACACAUUCCAUGAUUUUACUUUCUGAAUCUCUAAGCCCAUCAAACUGUAUCAUGUUGGCCUUCAGAGUGGGUGUCUGCAAGAUCAAGUGGCUGAUAUUCAAUCCAAUGCAUUCACACAUUUCCACAGGCUGGGCAAUCCAAAGGAUAACUAGAUUUUAUCUCCCAUGGGAAAUGACUAAGAUCUGUCAUUAUCUUGGAGCCUCAAAAUGAGACUUCCUACACCCAGAAUAGCACAGGCCCCUCCUGCCUUGAUUGCGACACAUUCUCCAUCUAUGUAACCACUGUGUCCAAGAUCAGCUACAUUCAGAACAAUCUGAGGAGAGAUGCAGUCUGUAGGUUUACAUGCCAUCGCAACAGUGUUACUAGGUCUCAAGCAGAUACCAUUUAAAAGACAAUGUAUUACUCCUGAAACUUAUAUUCUGUUUAUGGUGUGUGCUCAUAUUACUCACCAGGCCAAAUGUACAGUCCCUGUCUCUGUUUUGAUGUUGAACUGGGCAAAAAUAAAUGACAUAAAUAAAUAAAUAAAACAAGUGUAUCAGAAAUGGUUGAAAUACUGUGUACAUAUUUGAACUUUUGGUUUCUAAUUUAUAAAAGAUAAGCUUUAGCUCUUGGAGUACUUAUUUUAUUUUUUCCUUUCAUGCGUAGCUUUGUGUUUUUAUUUUCUAUUUCUGUAAAGUGUGUAAAUAUAUCUUUAUGAUAAUAAGUAAUAUUAAAAAUCUUAUUUUAAGAAAA